Durio zibethinus is the source of this 1747-nucleotide messenger RNA. Its product is annotated as tyrosine aminotransferase-like. Gene Ontology annotation, molecular function: L-tyrosine:2-oxoglutarate transaminase activity; pyridoxal phosphate binding. NCBI's taxonomy places the organism in Eukaryota, Viridiplantae, Streptophyta, Magnoliopsida, Malvales, Malvaceae. The record is from RefSeq and is a predicted model, not a curated record. Gene Ontology annotation, biological process: biosynthetic process; L-tyrosine catabolic process.
UCAACGAAUAUUUUCAGUAUUUAUCUAUUCUGAGUUGUGACACAGCACGCACUUUGUUUUGUUUGUAAUUUUUGUCUCCAUUCUGAUCUCUCUCCCUUUAAUAAUCUACAUUCCAAUACUUCGAACGCCUUUAACCAAACCUACACCAAACGAAACUUUGCCGCUUGAGUUGACACUGCGAGUAGUGAUGGAGAAUGGAUCAAAGAAAUGGGCAUUUAAAGGAAACAAGGCACUGGAAGUAGCGGAUGCCAUCAGCAUUCGAGGGGUUCUCAACGUGUUAAACGAUAAUCUAAAAGGAAACGAUAACACUAAGACUGCCAUACCUCUUGGCCACGGCGAUCCCUCCGUGUUUCCCUGUUUUCAAACCACUCCUAUAGCCGAGGAUGCCAUUGUUGAUGCUGUCCGAUCAGCCCAGUUCAACUGCUAUUCUCCCGCCAUUGGUAUUCUUCCAGCAAGAAGGGCCAUAGCUGAAUAUCUGUCUCAGGAUCUCCCAUACCAAUUAUCUCCUGAUGAUGUUUACCUCACGGCUGGUUGCAAUAACUCAAUCGAGAUCAUAAUUUCUGUCCUUGCUAGUCCUAGUGCAAAUAUUCUUCUUCCUAGGCCAGGGUACCCAAUGUAUGAAUCUCAUGCUGCUUUUAACAACCUCGAAGUACGACAUUUUGAUCUUAUACCAGAAAAAGGGUGGGAGGUUGAUCUUGAUGCUGUUGAAGCUCUUGCAGAUGAGAGCACUGUAGCCAUGGUCAUUGUUAACCCUGGCAAUCCUUGUGGAAGUGUCUUUACAUAUCAACACUUGAAAAAGAUUGCUGAAACAGCGAGAAAGCUUGGAAUAUUUGUCAUUGCUGAUGAGGUUUAUGACCAUCUAACUUUUGGGAGCAAUCCAUUUUUGCCUAUGGGGAAGUUUGGAUCUAUUGUGCCUGUUCUUACACUCGGGUCUAUAUCAAAGAGAUGGAUUGUCCCUGGUUGGCGUCUUGGUUGGAUAGUGACAUGUGAUCCAAAUGGCAUUCUUCAAAAAUCUGCUGGGAUUGCAGAAAGCAUUAGAAGAUAUUGCAACAUCUCUGCUGACCCUCCAACAUUCAUCCAGGGGGCAAUUCCUCAAAUACUUGAAAAAACGAAGGAUGAUUUCUUUGCAAAAAUCAUUAACCUCUGUAGCCAAGCUGCAGACAUAUGUUAUGAUAGACUUAAGGAGAUUCCCUGCAUAACUUGUCCAUACAAACCAGAGGGAUCAAUGUUUAUAAUGGUAAAACUAAAUUUGUCACUACUUGAAGACAUUGAUGAUGAUAUGGAUUUCUGUCUCAAGUUGGCUAGAGAGGAAUCUGUGGUUGUUUUACCAGGGGUUGCCGUUGGGCUGAAAAAUUGGCUGCGCAUAACAUUUGCUAUUGAACCAUCAGCUCUUGAAGAAGGUCUUCGAAGGAUUAAAACCUUCUACAACAGACACAUGAAAAAGCAAUAAAUGUGCUUAUCAUCCAGACCAUAAUAAUGACUGAUGGUGAUCAACAACUUUGCGUUGGAGAUCACUCUCUUUUUAUAUAUAGCCACUAAAAUAUGUGCUUUCUUCAUUUUCCCAAAGGAAAAUGUAGCUUUUAUUGCUCAAGAAUAAAAUCCUUGAUUUCUACUAGCAUUAAGUCAUAGAAACACAAGAUUGAACUUUGCUGAUAAAUAGCUCCUUGUCAGAUUCCUUUUUCUGUAUUAUUAUUCAUAUGCUUAUUCUCCCAUCAUCUUAUUUGAGGUUGUUCAUGCCUUACUUUUA